Messenger RNA from Rodentolepis nana, 3507 nucleotides. The record is from the annotation of a GenBank genome assembly. NCBI's taxonomy places the organism in Eukaryota, Metazoa, Platyhelminthes, Cestoda, Cyclophyllidea, Hymenolepididae.
AUGCCAUAUAGGACGUUUCCCCCGUCUAAUCCGUCAAAUUCCUCAAGAAAACGUGUCAAUGUAACCUUCCGAUCUAAUCCCUCUCCAAUUGUGGAAAGCGGUAAACCGUCUUCACGACGCAGUAGCACGGUUUCAAAUCCCUCAUCAACUUCUUCGGGGAGCAGAACUAAUUCGGCUCCUAAGUCAAGUGCGUCAGCCCAUAUUAUCGCACCAAAAUUUAAAAGAGUGGAAUAUGCCAGUUCUCUAUGGCGUCUUUCUGAAUCUGCAGAUAGUUACGUGAGUCUGCACGCACUCCAAAAUAUUCAGCUGUUGUACCUCUUUCUCUGUUGUCUCCUCCUUGCCCAAUUUUAUGAUUAUCGAUUGGUCAGCCUUAGGAUUGCUCUUCUACCUACAACUUCUUCCUUCUCUUUAUUAAUCCCUCAUGUUGGAUUUCAGCAGCGGGGCACUCAGCGCAAGACCAACACCAAUCAACGUGGCCCAAGGCCCGGUUCGAGCCAGUCACAAACGAAAACGACUCCCUCACCCCCACCACUUUCAACCAGUGAAAACUCUGACCUGGAUCCCUACGCUUUUGUAGAAGAUGAAGAGGUAACAAGGAAGGAGGAAGAGAAAGAAGAAUCAGCUCCCAAACUCUCAGAAUUUGCCUUCACAGAGGAGGAGGAAGAGGAUGACGGAAUUAAGCCCUGGUUCUGGACGCCAGCUAGGGAGGUUCCUAAGCAAACUCAGCCAGCUCCACAGAUGGCGCAACCUCAGAAAUCUAUUUCCUCACCCAACCUCAGGAGCGGUGAAUUUAAGACGAAUGGUACCACAGCAAUCCAGGUCGAAAAUGAUGCUGAAAAUGUAUUAACAGACAAAUCCAAACAUGACACUCAAGUACAGAACAGUCUCCAACAGGCUUUGAGUGAGCUAGACUACCUCACAAGUGGAAUGAAUGAUGCUAAUUCUGUUGAUGCUCGGUGUCAUAAAAUUCUUACCCUGGCCCAAAAAUGUCUCUCCCCGGCUAAACGCGAUCUUAUUCACGCAUACAAACUUCUCAGUGGCAUUUGUACCAAACUUCAAGACGCUCCAAAUAAUUAUUGUUUGGGGCUUGCCACAUCGGGUCUUUUCUUUAUUAUCUCCCGGGACCGUGACCCGGAAUUCCUCACUCCAGAUUCCCUCGGUCUUCUCCUCAGACUCCUCCAUGCACCCAACUCAAUGACUGACAAUUCAGCUGCAUCAGCCACCUCUAACUCAGACUCUAAGUACACCGUUGGUGCUGCUUCUCGACAGUCGCGGCUUAAUAAAGAGGCUGCCAACAUGCGCUCGCGCGUACAGGAACUCCUCGAGUCCGUGGCUGUCCUGCAACAAAAACGGCGCAAUCGCAACACCUCCCCCGCCAAAAGUAGCAACGCUGAGCCACCACCACCAGCUGCCCUCACCUCCGGAAUGGCUGCCCUCUUCGCUCCUCGAAAAGCACCCUCUAGUGUUGCCUCCCUCUUUUCUGGCGGCAUUUCUAACUCCGCUGCUUCAGCACUUGUCACCAGGCAUUUGAGAAUGAAUCGACAGUUGACGGCUCGCGACCUUGUGCUAGAGGCGAUUCUCAAUCUUGCGACACGUAGAGCUGCACCAUGGUUCAGGACGGGUAUGCGAACAGGUGGUGGAUUGGAUGGAAUAGCGGAUGCGACAAUUGAUGCUAUGGAUUACCUCAAAGAUCUCUGUAUAUUCGACAGUGGCGGUAGAGGCAGAUCUUUCAAUAGUUUUGCUAAUGUUAAAAAUCCCACCGCGUUGGAUGAUUUCUCGCUAGAUAAUCUCAAGAAGGUCGGGCAUUAUACCAGAGCGCUGGAAAAUAUGACCUACAAGGACACAGACAAUCAAACUCAUCUAGUGCGAUAUCGUGAUCGUAUUCUCAUUGAUCGAUUGGUUCAGUGUAUGCGUCUCUGCGCCUCCCGUCUUCCGCGCAACCCCCCGCCCUCCAUAUCGUGGAUGGAGCUCUUGAAAAAGAUCGCCAAGGAAGAGGAAGAAGCUUUCACCGAUCACCAAACCAACCAGCAACCUCCAACGUCGUCUACCAACGAAGGCAUCAGCAGUGAUGGUGAUGCUGAAGACAAGACGUCGAAAGAUAACUCCGCUGCAGCAUCGGUAGAAUUUCAACAAGAUCAGCAAAUCCUUCUCAACUGCCUGAUCAGCAUCUUUCGGUUGCUAGUUAAUUUAUCUCAGAGUGAAUAUGCCGCUGAUCGUUUAGGUGGCUGCCCCGAUUUCCUUGAAUCCACCCUUGACUGUCUGUUCCACCUUCCCCACUCCCUGCCCACAUCACGUCGUCUUGAUCUCAUCGUCCUCGUCCUCUGUCUUCUGGCAAAUAUCUGUGAACAUUGUCCGGACAAUCGCAUUCGAAUUGUCCACUUGGAGAUCAAGAGCCCUGAGAGUUCAACUGGCGGUGAUUCCAAUGUCUGUACUAGUGCAAAUCUCAACAUGAGUCUUAACGACGUGGGCUAUGAAGAUGAUGAUGAAGGCGAACGUAAUGGGUCGCCAAGAUUUUCACUAUCCUCUCGAGUUCCGACAGUCUCGGCACUGGAUGAAGUAGUGAAAUUGUUCCUGUUUAGGGAGAAAAGUUCUCUCAUGCAUGAAUUUGAAAGGGUUGAGGGUAGAGAGGAGAAGACCGAGGAGGCAGAUUCAACAACGAAUAUGACUACCACGGCAAUGACGACGAGUGGUUUUCAAAGACCUAAACCACCGCCGUCGAUCCUUGCUGCUGCUGCAGACGAGGAACCUGAAACUUUUGAAGAGGCAGGCCUCAAAUGGCGACUGGUCGGGACGAAUAAACAUGAAAAGGGACUGGCACUGGGUGGUGCUGAUUCUCGAUCUCCUAGGACCAAGCGCCUACGAAUGCGCGCGAAACGAAGGAAGCGGAGACUAGCUCUGCUCAAACGAGCUGGCGGCGACAACGAUACCAAACGUCCAAGACUUGAAAGCGGAGAGUACUCCUCUGAAGAAGAGGAGGAAGAUGAGGAAGAGGAAAUUGAGGAGGAUGAAGAUGAAAUGUGCAGCGAUGAGGAUGAUGCUAGUGAAGGCAGCGAAAAUGAAGAUUUUGAUGAAGACGAUGAAAUGUGCGGUGGAGCUGACGUUGAAUUCGUCACAGAAACUCAAGAAGAGAAAGACAAGCUGGAAGAACGCAUGUCCUCCGCAAAUCAGCACAUGGAAGAUUCCGUUGUAGCUGCGUAUGCUGCUCUUGUCCUCGGUUGCAUCCUUCAAUCAAGUCCCCGUUAUGCCGAACGAAUACGUUCCCGCCUGCCCGAGCCGGGUAAAUUCCGUCCACUGGCCAUAAUGUUAGCCAAACUUGCCUCAUUCCUUUCCAUCACUCGUGGAGCCGAAGUGGAUGGUUACGGGUCCAUUAUGCGCAUCGUGCGCAUCCUGGAAGCCCAAGACCAGCCCCAACAACCUUCCACAUCGACAAAUAGCUCACCAACCAGAUCCUUACGUUCAAUUACCCCUCCUGUGACAAGGUCUGCGCGUUCUCGUUUUGAGAUUUAA